Molecule: messenger RNA, 3830 nt
Organism: Adelges cooleyi (spruce gall adelgid)
Lineage: Eukaryota; Metazoa; Arthropoda; Insecta; Hemiptera; Adelgidae
Exons: 20
Coding region: 197-3391 (1064 amino acids)
Cellular component (GO): cytoplasm
Molecular function (GO): protein binding
Source: RefSeq, a predicted model, not a curated record
UCGAUUGUUGUCGAAUCAUUGGAAUUGUUCAAAUAUUUUUAUGUGUUUUAGUUUUAGUGUAAUUUUAAUUUACUUGAAUGUAAAUAUAAUAUUUUUUUUUAUUAAAAAGCGAUUGUCGUCAAUACGAAAUUUGUUAUGUUAUUACAUUGCGUCAAGAAAAAUCUCAGAAUCAGAAAUCUCUUUCGUCGUUCUGUAAAUGACAAUUGUGAUUGGAAUUUCUACGUUUUCAGUAAUGGAAGAAGUAAAUAAAAUCAUACAACAAGUAAAGCGUAACGGAGAAUAUUUAGUUACCGGACAAGAAAAACUAAUACUCAAGACUGAAACGCUCAACACUAUCAAUACGCAAGUAUUGUCAUCGCUGCACACGGAUCAUAUUUUAAAUCACCAUUAUUUGUCAGAAAUAUUGAAAAAGACUCUUAAACUCAAGUUAUUACACUCGGCUAACGUUUCGGAUCUCAGACAGUCGAUCGAUAUUUCGUCUUUUCACAAUCUCAUCUAUUUAGAACUAAUCAACAUCAACAUAGAAUGGUUGUUGGGGCUGAACUACGACAAACUAGAAUGUUUGAUUAUAAACGGUCCCGUUACCACUUUGGCUACUUUACUGAAAAGGAAAUGGCCGCACCUCCAAAACUUGGUGUUGAGAGGAGGCCGUCUCGAUUCGUUGGACGAAUGCCUAAUGCUCACUCCUCGUCUCGCCUAUUUGGAAGUGUCAAGAAAUCUGUUGACUGAAAUCGACAAUAUCGAAAAACUCCAAUGCUUGGAAUGUCUUAACUUGAGCAUUAAUCGACUGACAGCAGUGCCGGUCUUGAGCGAUUUCGCGGCCAGAAAUUUGACUGUGUUAGUGUUGAGUUACAAUUGCAUCAGUAACAUAACAGGCCUAUCGAAAUUAACCAAUUUAAAGGUAUUGGAUUUGUCGAAUAACAUGAUUGUGCAUCACGAGUCGUUGUCGCCCGUCGGAGACAUGGCGUUUUUGAGAUAUUUAAAUGUAGAAAACAACCCUUUGGCGUAUGUGGAAAACCACAGGGACGUGACGUGUGGCUAUUUACACGAAAACGCCGCUGUUGAAAUUUUUGAGCUAGACAAUAAACUACUUUCGAAAUCUGAGAAAAAAUGUGUCGGACAAUCGUCCAGAACACUAGAUUUAUCGUUUUUACACUACAUGCCGCCAACCAGCGCAAAAGCAACCAAAAUCAGAUCGCCCAUCAUCGAAGACUGCGUUUGGAGAGAAAAGUCUUAUGUUCCGUCACCAGUACAGAAAAUAAAUCUCAACAGAGAUACGUCAAAAUCGGAACACUUAAAUACCAAAAAGCAAAUAGAGAACGUUCGAGAAAUGUAUGGAGAAAACAACUGGUUACACAGUCACGCUGGAAGUUACGUUCAAGGUAUUUUGGGCAUUAAACAACAGUCGGAAAGAGAGCCGCUAAUACUUCCGAACGCCGAAGUAGAAAAUACACAAGACAAUUGUAAACCACUUACCGAUGCAGAUGACAUGACAGAAACGAUUGUUGAUGAUUCAAUGCUCAACGUGACGUCCGAUUCAAUCGCCAAUAAUGAUUUCUCAGGGUUAAACCCAUUCGAAGACGUAGACACUUCAAAAACGAGUUCUAUAGACAAGGUGUCGUUAUUGACAGACGACAACGACGACAGGUUAAAGCAAUCGGAAACGAUAUGGCGUGCACAAAUUGUCAAUCGUAAUAAAGAAGAACCGCUGAAUAUAUUGUUAUGUCUAACAGAAAAGGAGUUAAAAGAGAGGAGUUGUAUCGACGGUCGUCUGUUUACGUCGUGGAGUCGAGAUUCGAUCGAAAGUUGCGUGAAAAUUUGUUUCGAUCCCAUUAAAAUUCAAAUAAAUUUUAUGACCGUACGAAGGGAUAAAAACCAAAGGAUUUACAUUAUGAACAACGAAGACGCUAAUGCAUUUGUAAAUCUUAUUUGCGUCGAAUUAGAAUCGAGAACUCUUAGUGAAAUGAAUCAAAGUGUAUUCAAGUGUAUGAAAUGUACUACAAUGUUUUGUCAAGAGAGCAAUCGAAGUGUAUUUAGAGAUAAAAGAAAAAACCGUUGCCCGAGUUGUAACAGCUCUAUUGUUGUACAAGUGGAAGACGAACCACUGCCGUCUACAUCUUACGCACCGGAAGAGACAACGCAAGAAGCUGAAACUAAUUUGACCGACGAUGAAAAUUAUUUGGACGGAACGCCAAUGAAUUCGAGAUCUGGUUCCGAAGAACCGGAACAAAGAAAACUCAGUAGAAACGAUAGUGACGUGGAAAUAAUAAGCAACCCCAGUGAGAAAUCUGUUGAAGUGUUAGAAGUUAUAUCGAGCACAAACAUAAGCACCGACUGUAAAACGGACAAAAUCCAAUUACCUCCCGAUGUUCGGACAGCGUUGACCGAAAGCAGUUCUUCGGGAUCGAUGACGGACAGUGUGUGUACUGCUUAUGAAAGUCGUAAACUCCAAACAACUAGUUCGUCCGCGUCAAAAGACACGUUAAGCAACUCCGAUCUGAAGGUACCAUCUUUGUUGGAAAAACCUAUUCAAUUUUCCUUUGACGAUUUUGCUUGCAUCGAUCAACGGCUUAAAUCGUACGUUCAACAGAAAUUUUUUCGAAACAGAGAAGAAGUCGUACUCGUAUUUCACUGUAAUUGCGUAAUGAUGAACCCAGAUCAGAAGUUCGACGGAUGUAUUGUCAUAUCGAAUCGGUCUUUGUACAUAUUCAAAUUCAUCGGUCGACCUGAAGAACUCUUACAGAAAAUAUCAAGUCAUCGUCUGAGCUUGGUGAAAACAAUAGCGACGUUGCCGUGGAACGUGGGUCUGAUCAUAUGUGUCGGACAGCCGGACGCCGAUAUAAAAUAUACCUUUGUGCUGUACGUACCGCACAUCACAAUACGAUUAAUCGCAUUUCUAGAACGGAUAAAGCCGUUCGAGCAACGUGAAGUGUUAGUAUUAUCGCCCAACACUAAUUGCUAUCUGUACGUUAACAAUCUACUUUAUAAAAGCGAAUUACACUUGCCAAUAAUCCACGUUGCGAUCUGCGAGAGUGCUACAAUUGUGUCUGACAAUGGUCUCGUGGAAAUAAUUGAUCUGCCCGGUGUAGUCGUCACCGAAUACGAAUUGGUAAUAUUGGCCGGCGAGUGUUCGUGGUUGUUUCCGUACGAAGAGAGUUUUCCUACGAUUAGCCACGUACAGCUAAUGAACAAACUGAGUCAUAUUGAGAAAAACGAAGAUAAACUUUCUUUCAACUUUGACGACGACGUAUCAUGGCUGUUGACGUUUAACCGCGUAGACGUGGACAAAGUAACGGAAGAAGUUAUUAAAGUGUUAUCGAGUGCGAAACAAAAAUUAAAUCUCAGCACCACGCAAACCGACGUGGAUACUACAUUGAAUCGCUCCACUUAGGUUCACUGUACAACGUGAAAAGCGAUGCAAUUGUUGUUACUUGUUGCGUGUAAUCCAAUUUAAGCUAAUUAAUAUCAAAGACUAAAAGUUAUGAAAAGAAACGUAAGUGACGUUUUUAUGUAAAAUUACCAUUCAAGAUUUUUACAAAAAAUGAUACGUCUUCUGUUUUUAUCCAACGACCUCCAUUUCUUGUAUGAGCUUCCUCGUUAAAUUAAUUAUAUUGUAUAAAGCAAAAAAAAAAUAUAUAUUUAUUGUUAUUUAAUAUUAGGAAGUACUGUAUAGUUUAAAAUAUUGUAAUAUUAUCGUCACUAAAUAUGUUUUUUACCGAUAUCUUUAAUCGUAACAAAUAAUAGUCUAAAGAAAUUAUACCUGAUACAGAUACGUUUAUUGAAACACAAACAAAGAUUUAUACAUUUUAUAAUAUAUUUAUUCAAAUUUA